Messenger RNA from Moneuplotes crassus, 330 nucleotides. NCBI's taxonomy places the organism in Eukaryota, Ciliophora, Spirotrichea, Euplotida, Euplotidae. The record is from the annotation of a GenBank genome assembly.
AUGAAACUUCUCAUUCUUGCUUUGGCUGUUAUUGCCAGUCUGAUGUAUGCUUACAAGGACGAAGUGGUCCCACUAGCUCACCACACUUUCUUACAAAUGCUUACAGACAAUCCUGACAAUCCUAUUGAUCCUGCUAAUCCAACUGGAUUUUCAGAAGAACAGUGCGAGUGGUACUUCGGACCUCCCUUUACACAAAAGAAAAGAUGCGAGAGAGGAGGAUGGUUCAACUGCAACUCUGCCUUUGUCAACUGCUGCCGUCACUUAAGAGUAUACUGUGACCCUACUCUGCCAGCAUAAGGUUAAUUUCUUACUUGUGAAUAACAAUGCUUU